This is a messenger RNA of Aplosporella prunicola CBS 121167, 682 nucleotides long. RefSeq lists its product as uncharacterized. The transcript is spliced from 2 exons. The coding region runs from base 62 to 538 and encodes 158 amino acids. Gene Ontology annotation, molecular function: fatty acyl-CoA hydrolase activity. The record is from RefSeq and is a predicted model, not a curated record. Lineage: Eukaryota; Fungi; Ascomycota; Dothideomycetes; Botryosphaeriales; Aplosporellaceae. Gene Ontology annotation, cellular component: mitochondrion.
ACCUGCCCUCCGUGGUGAGAAACAGCGCUUGGGUUACCGUCCAAUUCUUACCAACGCUGCUAUGGUUCGAGAGGAAAAUAUCCCGCGCUUACGCCAAAGACGAGACUACGCAUUCCUUCUUGAUUACCGGACGAGAUGGAGCGAUAAUGACAUGUACGAUCAUAUGAACAACAGUACUUACUACUUCCUCUUCGACUCGGUCGUCAACACGUACCUGAUGACGCACUGCGCCCUGCACCCGCCGACGUCUCUGCAGAUCGGUCUCGUCGUUCACUCACACUGCGACUACUUCGCGCCGCUAGGCUUUCCAGCCGUUGCUGAGCUGGCACUGAGGGUGAACAAGUUGGGGAAAAGCAGUGUGACGUAUGAAAUCGGUGUGUUCGAGAAGGGCGUUGAAGACGUGAGGGCUGUGGGCGAGUUUGUGCAUGUCUUUGUUGACAGGGAGUCGAGGAGGCCGGCGGCGAGUGGGAUGGGCGAGGGAUUGAGGGAAGGGUUGAGGAAGAUACAGGUGGAGAGUAAGGACAAGGCAAAGCUGUGAGGAAGGCAUUUUGCAAGAUAUUAUAGAGAGCUCUGUAUUAUGUGCAUCCCUUCUUAGCAGACGCUAGCUCAUACAAGUUUUCUAUGUCCACUGAGUAGAUAUAAGUAGUACCAGAGUGCAGAGGUACGAAUACGAGAACAUCUC